Prorocentrum cordatum is the source of this 342-nucleotide messenger RNA. The record is from the annotation of a GenBank genome assembly. NCBI's taxonomy places the organism in Eukaryota, Dinophyceae, Prorocentrales, Prorocentraceae.
GCACUCAAGCUCCCAGCGCUUUGCUUCAUGCCCGACGCCAUCUCUGCGCUCCACCGCUGCAUUCCCGAGCCCGUGCUCCGACCAGGUACCAGCGACAAGGAGUUGCAGCUCAUGCUUGCCACAGCCGGCACACCCAAUGGUGCUGUGGAAGACCUCGAGUUCCACGAAGCACAGCAAGCGCUCCACGACCUCGCGCUCGACAUUCGCAUCCCCAUGCGCACGCACAUGUCCCUUUCCCAGCUUAUGCAGGUGGAACCUGACACGAUGAGGGCUGGCGUCGACGUAUGUUUCUUCGAAGACAGUACUUUUGUCGUGCCAGAGCUUGCUUUGCUCAUCCUAGAG